This is a messenger RNA of Homarus americanus (American lobster), 5866 nucleotides long. RefSeq lists its product as uncharacterized. The coding region runs from base 465 to 1979 and encodes 504 amino acids. NCBI's taxonomy places the organism in Eukaryota, Metazoa, Arthropoda, Malacostraca, Decapoda, Nephropidae. The record is from RefSeq and is a predicted model, not a curated record. The transcript is spliced from 7 exons.
CGAAAUUUUUUCCCCAGGACAAGGAAGGGCGUCGCUACCGUCAUCAUAACGUGACAUGAGGAAUGGCAGAUCCACUUACUAAUUAUCCAUUGCUCCAGUGAUGGUGGCAUCCCAGGAAGUUCCCGCAUUGAUGGAAAAUCAUGUUCGGAUGAAAACUUCAUAAAACCAAAAGAUCAUCUGGCAGUGCUGCACGUGCUGAUGCAGAAGCCCUUGCAGAUGGCAUUCAGCAAAUUUUACCUGAUGCAUAUGAAUACCGCAUCUGUCAGUUUUCCGAGGCAGAGAAAGAAGAAAACUCCGAACCAAUUACAAAAUUUGAAGCAACUAUUAGGUUGAAACUAAGAACUAAGGCAGAAGCAAAAUUAUGGAUAAAAGAUCUUGAAAGAGCAUCUGCAGUGACGUGGAGAGUUGAUAAGACUUAUCCAGUUUGUGGAGGCAAGAAGAGCCAAAAUGUGUAUCGAAUUGACAUGAGAUGUCAGCAUAGAACAUACUCAAGAUCUCCAACUGCUGAUAAGAAGGCCUCUUCAAAAAAUACAUGUUGUCCAGCAAAGAUGUUCCUUGUAGUGAAGCGAACUCACAUGGCAAGUGGUAAAUUAUCUCAAUCUACAGAUCAAUAUUUACAAGAGUUUCCUACUCGUGUUUACCUGGACUUCCGGCACAAUCAUAAGCUCCUUUCCCCGGAUAUUCUUCGAAAGAGAGAUGUCUCUGAAGAAACUGUGCAGAAACUGACAGAUCUGUAUAAAGCAGGUCAUACACCACUCUCUGCCUUGGAAGAAAUCAAACGUGAUCUCCAAGCAGAUUAUGGAGAACAGUUUGUCUUUGUAUCAACAGACAGAUCAAAGUGCCCUGAUAAACAGUUUUGCUAUCGGCUGUACUACAAACUCUUCUGUCCUAAAUAUCCUAAAUCACCUGGGAAAAAAAUGCUUUUGGAACUACAAGGACACUUGAAACCAUUUUGUGAGAAAUAUGAUUCUCAUUGUGCAAGUAUUGAAAAAACUGAAGACGAUAAUGUUAUUGUUGCAAUUUGUCCCCGUCGACCCAAACAAUUUCCUCAUGAAAACAACGAAGAAAAUGACCAGAGAGAUGCCUCAUUAGUGCCUCAGGCUGUCCAGCCAGUAAAUGUUGAAAGUUAUCCACCCCACCUGCACCUUCUUGAUCAGUUUCAGUCACAAUCAGAUUUACGUGGCCAGGGUAUAGGGCAAUGUGCUGAAGGUAUGAAGACGGUUUUUGAUGAUUUGUUAUCAAAAAUAGAAUGCUAUCCAGAAAUUUAUCUCAAACCUGUAGAAACAUUUCUAAACAAUUAUCAAAAUCUAAAAAAAGAUAAUGAAAAGUUAGUAAAUGCUUUACAAACAUUUGGUCAGUACUCAGGUGUAACCAUGGCUUUGUCAAAAACCCUAAAACGUCAGCAUUCAGGAGAUUCAUCAAAGAUUGACUCAACCACUAUAAUCUGUGCAAAAAAGAAAAAAGGUGCUCGACGUCGGCUGAUUACUGCAAGGCCUGUUGUUCAGCAAUCAACGCUUAACCAUGAAGACAGUAAUUCUGAAAGAGAGAUAUUAAUUCAUGAAAUGUCGGCUCAUGAAAUAGCUGUUCAUGAGGUAACUGCUCAUGAGAUAUCAGCUCAUGAGAUAUCAGCUCAUGAAGUAUCUGCCCAUGAGGUUACAGCUCAUCAAGUAACUGCUCAUGAAAUGUCAGCUCAUGAAAUGUCAGCUCAUGAAAUACCAGCUCAUGAAAUAUCAACUCAUGAAAUAUCAGCUCAUGAAAUAUCAGCUCAUGAAAUAUCAGCUCAUGAAAUAUCAGCUCAUGAAAUAUCAGCUCAUGAAAUAUCAACCCAUGAAAUAUCAGCUCAUGAUAUGUCAGCUCAUGAUAUGUCAGCUCAUGAUAUGUCAGCUCAUCAGAUCUCUGCUCGCACCUUACCUCCGAUCAUACCUUCACAUGGAAUCCAUUUGCAUGCCAUGUGUGCACAACAGGAAAGAAGAUCAUAGAGCCACGUAAGGAAAACUGGAAUGUAUUGGAAGGUAAAGUAUUUAAUGUUAUAGUAUAUAAAAUUAAUAAAAAAUUUUGGUGAUCAUAUUAUAAUGCUACACCUUUCAAUAUUAACCAGUUUCCUUGCGUGAGUUUAUCAUUUAUUUCCAAAGGAUGUUAACUGAUUCUACAAAAACUGUACAGAUAAUAUAAGAAAUGCUAUAGAUUAUGAUACAUAUAAAAUAGAAAUAUUAUUGUAUUGUCAUCCUUAAAAAAUGGAGACCCUGAAACAAAUUGUGGAAAGACAAUCAAUAUUUUUUUUAACAUGUAAAGGUAACAAGAAUACCUGUACAGGAUUUCCAAAAAUUCCUCGUCUAUUUUAAGGUAAAGGCAGAUCAUAAGUUCAUAACCAAAUAUAUACAUUCAUUUAGUGUGCAUGACUAAUCAUUAAAUUCAUAACCAAAUACUGUAUAAUCAUUCCUUUGCUGCUCUUCUUCACUAAAUAACAGAUUCAGCUAGUGCAGAUACUGUACAGUACAGGGUACUGCACUAUGAACUCUCACUAAUUUGAUAUUUUGGGUAAAUUUAAUAUUUUUGACAAAAUAUUGUACAGAACUGUACAAUAGAUAGGCAUUAUACUGUACAGGUUGUAGUAUGUAGAAUUUAUGAGAGAAUUUCAUAAUUUUGGGAUGAAGAUUAGGUGCGUCUUUACUUGAGCAUUUUAGCCCGAAAGAACCAAACGAACAGACAGCACACGAACAAACUAAACGAGCUGUUCGAGUGCAAGCUCUCUGUAUUCUGCGUGUUCGACAGUGUUCGUCUUAUUCCCACCGUUUUCCUCAGUUGAACCAUGGAUCUCACAGUGAUAGCAGGUGCACUCCUCAUUAUUUACUCCUUAGCCAAAAGGAAGAAGAAAUCUAGUAGUGUGGUUGAAUGAAAUGGAUCAUGGCCAUUUGAAAAACUACUCGAAUGACACCCCUUUUCCCUCCUGAAGCUGGCAAGAGAGUUUCCCAUUUUCUUCUUCCCUUCUCCCGGGGAACAUUCCAUAAUUUGUGCAUUGCUCACCCAGCAACCAUGCUUCCUAACUUUAUUACAGUACAAACCAUGUUGGGAUUCCACAGCUCAGGAUGCUUCUCAUAUUCAUCCAGUAAGGCUAAACAUUUCUCCCCGUCCCACUCCAUAACGCACUGAAUAGCCGGAACAACGCGAACACCCGUCCUGACUGUGCACCAACGAGCAAGCGAAUCCUUUUGCGCACGCACCAUUUACGGACAAGCGACGGAAAACGUUUGACGCGCUCGGUUGGGCUCGGGGACACAUCCUUACUAGCCUAAUUCUGCUCAUUUUGUUCAUUCAGGCUAAAAUGCUGAAGUGAAGAUGCACCUUUACAUUAGUCCAAAAAUCUCAAAAUAACCUUCAAGGUGCCACACCAUUCUUGAGCGUUACCACCAUCACUCUGGUUAUUUUAUAAAACAAAAAAAUAUGUACAGUACAUACAAGAAGUACUUGAUUUACAGAAGGGUUUCGUUCCUAAAAAGUUGGCCAUAAACCAAACUUCUGUAUAACAAACCCAACAUUCCGAUUGAAUCCCAUUACAGUAUAUAAUGGGAGAUGUGCUCCUCCAGAAAAGUUUCCAACCCAAAACUUCGUAAUACUGUAUCUGCAUACAUAAUUUUUUACCUUUUUAUCACAUUUAAAUAAAAUACAAUAAUAUUUUACAACAUUUUUAUAAAUCAUAUAGUACUGGAGGCAAUAAACUGCAUAAAUAGUUGUACAGCAUCGUAAAAGUUGUGAAGUGCAGGAGCAUCGACUGGUGUGAGUGGUGCAGUGGCGCACAUGUGAGGCUUGUGAGCCGUGGCCCGAAUGACUCAUGGACUUGCUCCUCUGUGCCAUAGUGGAGUUGCCAUUUGCGACAUACUACAGUACUGUACAGUACAGGUAUUGUUAAACAAAAAAACUGAUAUAAUUCACUAAUACAGUAUGUAAACAUUGACUCAGGAGUGUAAUUCAUAAAAUUUUAUAAUAUCUGAAUACAUAUCAAUAAAUUACUUUUGAGUGUCAGUGUCUAUUACCAAUAACAAUGCGUACCGUUAUUGUCACACAAACAGUCGUAUUUUCAAGAUUUUUUUCAUACAGGAUAUACCUGAAUUGAAAAACUUUCAUUGUGACUUGAUAAUGUUUUAUUUAAUAUAUGUGUAAAGUCAGCAACUUUUUCUAAUGCCUCCAUGUUCCUAUUACGGGUACAAAAAAUUAUGAUAUGAGAAUGAUAGUAACUGCCUGUUGGUUUCCUAAACCUCAAUAACAGGAACAUAUGUUCACCUUUACCCUCCUAAAUCUACCAUACAAAUAAUAAUCUUUCUUUAUUAUGAAAAAGAAUCAACAAUUAUGGUCAAGUUAAUAUCAGUAAAUUAUUUAAUGUUUUAUUACCACUUUAUGGGCAUCGGACACAGUAGGUACGGUUCACUGAACUUUCAUUCUCGUAAACAAACUCACGGGUAGACGACAGGCAGAGUGAUGAUAGUAAUGGUGGUGCUGAUGGUACUUUUGACUUAGGAUACUUCUUUGUUUAUUUCUUGUGGAGAGAUUUUUUUCUUACAGGUCAUUUUAUAUACAGUACAGGUAGUUACCUUCCCCAAAAAAAAAAAAUCUAUAACUGCACAAUUUUUGGAUGUAUAUAAUGAAUCUGAGUACAGUACUGUACUAAAAUAAAAUUUCCGUCAGUGUGAAAUUCCAUAUACGGGUGUCAUAUAUCGAGGACGUAUUCUAUACAUAUACAGUAAAACUUCCCUAAGUCGGACUAUAUAGGGAUUUAUCCAGUCUGACUUAAAGGUAAUAACCCCUAUUUGUGCCCUAAUGUAAAAAAUUUUGUCUAAAAACUUAACAAAACUCGAAAGAAAGAAAUGUAUUUGCUAUUAAAAGAAAUAAUUACAUCUGAACACUCAAGGGCAAUUAACUUUUCCCAUAAGAUUGGUGGGUGGAGAGAGGCUAGUCGACACGCUUAAUGUUAAAGUAGAAAUAUGUACAGUACCGUAUUACACUAAACAUAAUUACACUACUGUACAAGGUAAUCUUAAUUAUGUUAAACUUAUAUAUAAUCACUUAAACUAUGUACUUUACAUUAGUCACUAUUUAAUCACUUAAAUUACUUCUGGGUGCCAUCACAUUGUCCAGAGUUCUGGUGUCACAGAAUGAUCAGAGUUGAAGAAUGGUGUGGCAUCACGUGGCCAGUUACAACUUGGUAUGUGCACUGGCAACUCAGACUGAGUCCAACAUAGCAUUUAAUCUAACUUAAAGAAGUCCAACUUAGGGGAGUUUUACUAUAUAAACAUCUCAGAGGGCACUACAGUAUUCAGUCGAGUGUCCUUACUUGGAGCUGGCAGAUAUUCGCCCCAUCAGAGGUCUCAGCUCAAGGUUGAAGAAGCUACAAGUCUAGAAAAUUGUGAGGGCCAACAAUCUGCCAGAGAGUACUGUGAUGGCAGGGGUGUGAGCUCUUUCAAGACCAGACCUAACCAACACUGGUUCAGAUACAGAUACGUUCUGAAGCCAGUACUUGCCAACAAUGCAUAACAAAGGCUUGACCAACCAACCAAUCAAGCGGCUAACAAGUCGAUUAGUGGCGAAGAGGGUAAAAGUAAAAGUUAAGGUUGAAGAAACCACAAGUACAGAAAAUUAUCAGAGCAAACUUUUUUGGGGUGAGUUGUGAACCAUUGGGACAAUCUGCCAGUGUUGUGACUGUUACGGAUACUAGAGUUAAGCACUUGGAAGCUUUAUUUAACUUAAUACAACAUUAUAUGUACAGUACAGUACCUGAAAUCAACAGAAACACACUAUUUGUAGUACAGUACCCAAUUAUGUAGCUACAACAUUGUCAGCAAAAGCAUAAUAUACAAUAAAGUACACAUCAUUC